AAAGCGUCGCGAUGAUCCGAAUGGAAAAGUAUUAAAUAGAAAAUAAAAAAUACGAACAAAAUUCGCGUAGGUAAUCAAUUAAUAUUAUUGUGCGUAAUUCUUCAGAUAUGCAAGAUGUGCUAAAGUGGAAUUAGUGAUUAAAAACCUAGUUGAUAAAAUGAGUAAUCCAAAAAUGGGCUCUAUCGUGCUGAAAUCGUUAUCGAUUUUGUUAGGUUUGUUUUUCAUUUUUGUUGGAUUUAUAAAAAUUUCUAGUGCCCUUUCUAAAGAACUUCACAAAGAUUUGAGAAAAGAGUAUGUGAAGUAUGCGAAAGUCUUUCCGUUCUCGGAGAUGUUGGAUUUCAAAAUUCCAUCAAAAUGGUAUAGGAGAACUGUUGGUGGAUUAGAAAUUCUUUGUGGUAGUGCAAUGGCUUUUUGGCCAAAUCAUAAAAUUAAAAACCUGUCCAACAUCAUACUUCUCAUGUUAACAUUGAUGGCUGUCUACUCCCAUUAUAUGGUAGCAGAUAAGCUCGAGAGGACGGCACCGGCGUUAGUCUUUCUUUUCAUGUUAAGCGGUCGAUUGGUGGUAUUCUUCCAACUUCAUAAACGAGAACAAGAUCAACGCGAGCCCAUCGCAAAUGGAUUCAAACAGGAAUAGAAAUUAGUAUAAGUAAAAUUUGGAAUUGGGUUUAAAUUUUUCUUAUUCGUUUUUCGACAACUUUAUAUUUUAAAACAAAUAUAACUGAGAAUAAAAGAAGUAAAACAUAUUUUUAAUAGAAAAUUUUGCAUUAAAAAAUUACGAGAAGAAAAAGGAGAAUCAAAACACUCCUUCAAAAAGACACACAAUAGAUUUUCAUCUUUCUCGUCAGUAUCUAGCUUAAAACUUAGCGACAUUUUCGUCGUACUGGAGGAGGAAAAUACCCAAACUCUUGUUGUCAUGCACUUAUGUUUACAUUUUUAUUUUAAACGGCAUAAUUUCGUAAAGGCCGCUUGAUAUGAUGCAAUACAACUUGUAGUACAAUGUAAGACGUAAUAUUUCUUGAUCAAAAGCAUGAAGAUGAGCCGACUUUCGUAAAACUUCGUUAUUUUCAUUGAUGUACAAAAUAUUAGUAAAAAUUUGAGGUUAGGAAUUUGUUUACUGUUACUGUUUACAGAGACUUGCAUGCAAUUUCUUGCACGUUAUAUUGCAUUAUGUCAAGCGGCCUUAAAGAUACUUCGAGAAACUUGAAUAAACUGUAAGGUAAUGACAGAAGGACGGCUAUUGCGCUCUCUAAUCUACAUUAUAAAAA
Messenger RNA from Diorhabda sublineata, 1265 nucleotides. RefSeq names its product novel acetylcholine receptor chaperone. The transcript is spliced from 3 exons. Gene Ontology annotation, cellular component: endoplasmic reticulum. The record is from RefSeq and is a predicted model, not a curated record. The coding region runs from base 158 to 634 and encodes 158 amino acids. Gene Ontology annotation, biological process: chaperone-mediated protein complex assembly; positive regulation of protein localization to cell surface. Lineage: Eukaryota; Metazoa; Arthropoda; Insecta; Coleoptera; Chrysomelidae.